Messenger RNA from Macroventuria anomochaeta, 1511 nucleotides. RefSeq names its product putative MFS transporter. The coding region runs from base 25 to 1488 and encodes 487 amino acids. Gene Ontology annotation, molecular function: transmembrane transporter activity. Gene Ontology annotation, biological process: transmembrane transport. NCBI's taxonomy places the organism in Eukaryota, Fungi, Ascomycota, Dothideomycetes, Pleosporales, Didymellaceae. The record is from RefSeq and is a predicted model, not a curated record. The transcript has 6 exons.
CAUAAUUCGCUUUAUAGUUUCAAAAUGCCUUCCAUCGACCCCGAAAAAGCGGUCUCUGCGCCCACCGAACCGACAGGCUCGCCCGAAGCCGCUGUAUCCCAACCGGAAAACACGCUUGAUCGAGUCGAGACGCGCGCAUCGAUAUUGUACGACAGUAUACCGCUGUGGAGGAAAUGUAUUAUCGUGUUUGCUUGUAGUUGGAGUACGCUAGCGGCAUGCUUCUCGAGCACGAGUCUGCUGUGGGCGAGCAAGGAGAUCAGUGAAGACUUGAACACGACGAGUCAGGUGGUGACAUUCUCGACGGCAGGACUGAUUCUGGCAAUGGGGAUGAGUGCAUUGGUGUGGAGCCCGAUCGCGAGUAUUGUCGGCCGAAGAGUCGCGUAUAUCGCAUGCACUACUAUCUUGCUUGCGUUCACUAUCGGCGCUGCGAUCGCACCGACAAUUGAAGUAUUCGUCGCCAUGCGUGUAUUGUCUGGCCUGCAAGGCUGCUUCUACCAUGUCGCGGGCCAGACUAUCAUUGCCGAGUACUUCCCUCCAAUGCAGCGUGGGAGAGCGAAUAGCUUUUUCCUUGUGGGCACGGUCGCAGGACCUCCAUUAGGGCCAUUGAUUGCUGGCAUCAUGGUUCAGUACACAUGCUGGCGUAAUUUGCUCUGGUUGCAGGUCUCGAUGAUUGGUCUCUCGCUUGUACUCGCAUUCUUUUUCGUACCGGCAAGCAGGUUGGAUAAGCCUGGACUUGCGUUGAACAUCCGAGGUUGGCAUGCUGUUGCGCAGUUCAACCCGCUACCUGUAUUCAAGCAGAUGCAGUACCCGAACAUCUCCUUUACACACUUGAGUUGUGGCUUCCUCAGCUGGACACAGUAUUCGCUUCUCGCAACUCCGAGACACGUCCUGAGCACCCGCUUCGGUCUGACAUCCACGAUGACGAUCGGUCUCUUCUACAUCGCACCUGCUACAGGCUUCCUCCUCGGUACUGUGAUUGGCGGGUGGUUCUCGGACAAGACGGUGCGCAAGUGGAUAGCGAUGCGUGGCGAGCGACUUCCACAGGAUCGCCUGAACGCAGGCAUGUUCGCGUUCUGGGUCGUAAUACCUUUCUUUAUGCUGUUGCAGGGCUGGGGUCUGCAAUGCAGCAACUGCUCGACUGCAGUAGGCGGGCUGGCUCUACCGAUCGUGACAAGCUUCUCUACUGCCGCUGGCCUGCUUGCCGCCUUUGCUAGCCUAAACACGUACUGUGCCGAAGCAAUACCGAAGAAGCGUUGCGAGAUCAUAGCCGGGAAAUACAUGGUUCAGUACACCUUCUCCGCAAUUUCAAGUGCGUCUGCUGUCCCUUUGAUUGAAGCUGUUGGUACUGGACCAGCAGGAACAAUAGGUGCAAUUUUAGCAGUCCUUGCUGGACUCCUGACGUUCACUACCGCCAAGCAAGGUCGGUCGAUGCAAGAAUGGGCGGAAGAGCGGCUUGGCCCGAGAUCGUCAAAAGAGCUUCCAGUGUAAUCGCAUAUAGUUCAGUCAUGCAC